UCGAGCCGCCAUCGAGGACCUUGCCUUCUUUCGAGCCGCCAUCGAGGACCUUGCCUUCUUUCGAUCCGCCAUCGAGGACCUUGGCUUCUUUCGAUCCGCCAUCGAGGACCUUGGCUUCUUUCGAGCCGCCAUCGAGGACCUUGGCUUCUUUCGAUCCGCCAUCGAGGACCUUGGCUUCUUUCGAGCCGCCAUCGAGGACCUUGCCUUCUUUCGAGCCGCCAUCGAGGACCUUGCCUUCUUUCGAGCCGCCAUCGAGGACCUUGGCUUCUUUCGAGCCGCCAUCGAGGACCUUGGCUUCUUUCGAGCCGCCAUCGAGGACCUUGGCUUCUUUCGAUCCGCCAUCGAGGACCUUGGCUUCUUUCGAGCCGCCAUCGAGGACCUUGGCUUCUUUCGAGCCGCCAUCGAGGACCUUGGCUUCUUUCGAGCCGCCAUCGAGGACCUUGGCUUCUUUCGAGCCGCCAUCGAGGACCUUGGCUUCUUUCGAGCCGCCAUCGAGGACCUUGGCUUCUUUCGAGCCGCCAUCGAGGACCUUGGCUUCUUUCGAGCCGCCAUCGAGGACCUUGGCUUCUUUCGAGCCGCCAUCGAGGACCUUGGCUUCUUUCGAGCCGCCAUCGAGGACCUUGGCUUCUUUCGAGCCGCCAUCGAGGACCUUUCCUUCUUUCGAGCCGCCAUCGAGGACCUUGGCUUCUUUCGAUCCGCCAUCGAGGACCUUGGCUUCUUUCGAGCCGCCAUCGAGGACCUUGCCUUCUUUCGAGCCGCCAUCGAGGACCUUGGCUUCUUUCGAGCCGCCAUCGAGGACCUUGGCUUCUUUCGAGCCGCCAUCGAGGACCUUGGCUUCUUUCGAGCCGCCAUCGAGGACCUUGGCUUCUUUCGAGCCGCCAUCGAGGACCUUGGCUUCUUUCGAGCCGCCAUCGAGGACCUUGGCUUCUUUCGAGCCGCCAUCGAGGA
Molecule: messenger RNA, 948 nt
Organism: Guillardia theta CCMP2712
Lineage: Eukaryota; Cryptophyceae; Pyrenomonadales; Geminigeraceae
Exons: 1
Source: RefSeq, a predicted model, not a curated record